UGCGAUGGGAUACAUCGAACUUUUGCAAGAUGGUAAUGGUCUCGAAAAACUGGUACGAAUCGAAGAACAGCUACGGUACAUCAAGUCUUCCACGUUUCCUUGGAUGUUUACCAUCAUUGCAAGUCUGUCCGGUAGUCUGCCAACUUUUCUAUUGCGAAAAUCGAUUCAUGGCGCUAUGAAAGGGGAAACUGUUAGAACCUACACAGCUUCUAUAUUUAUCAUGUAUCGACACCCAUUUCGACUCUUUGGAUAUCCGGUGACUAAACUGGGGUCGGUUGGAUCCAGGCUGGAGGGAACGAACGGUGUUGCAUUUUUCAUAGUUUCGUCGCACGAUAAGAUUCGUAUUAGUGUGAUGGGUGACUCUACAAUCUUGCCGGAACAUGAGGGAAAAUCUCUGCUCGAUGGAAUGCUCGGGGAAGUGGAAAUACUCGGAAAUUUGUUAGAAACACGUGCCCAUAUCGAAGUAACUAUUGACACGAAGGAAGAGAUAGGUGGACUAGCCUUCGAAAACUUUGAUGCAUUUAAAAAAUAGUGCAAUUCGGGAAACUUGUUGAAUCAUACCAGCUUCAA
Folsomia candida is the source of this 570-nucleotide messenger RNA. RefSeq lists its product as uncharacterized. The annotation marks the transcript as partial. NCBI's taxonomy places the organism in Eukaryota, Metazoa, Arthropoda, Collembola, Entomobryomorpha, Isotomidae. The transcript has 2 exons. The record is from RefSeq and is a predicted model, not a curated record.